Sus scrofa (pig) is the source of this 8559-nucleotide messenger RNA. It is a transcript of the gene HEATR1, whose product is annotated as HEAT repeat containing 1. Gene Ontology annotation, biological process: positive regulation of transcription by RNA polymerase I; maturation of SSU-rRNA from tricistronic rRNA transcript (SSU-rRNA, 5.8S rRNA, LSU-rRNA). Lineage: Eukaryota; Metazoa; Chordata; Mammalia; Artiodactyla; Suidae. Gene Ontology annotation, molecular function: snoRNA binding. The record is from RefSeq and is a predicted model, not a curated record. Gene Ontology annotation, cellular component: 90S preribosome; t-UTP complex; small-subunit processome.
GUAGUGCCCGAAACCGGAAGCUCGCCUAAGGCGUGCUUUACAUUUCCGGGCGAAAGCUGGAUUUUUUUGGUACCAUGUGGGAGCACUUGUGAAGAUUCGCAGGCUUCUAAAUCCUGCCCGAAGUCGAGCUCCAGCCUGCGUUUUUUAGAAGUCCUCUGGCGUGAAAGAUGACGUCCUUAGCCCAGCAGCUCCAGAGACUCGCUCUCCCUCAAAGUGAUCCCAGUCUCUUAUCCAGAGAUGAAGUUGCCUCUUUGUUGUUUGACCCCAAGGAAGCGGCCACCGUCGACAGGGACACGGCCUUUGCCAUUGGAUGCACUGGCCUGGAAGAGCUGCUUGGAAUUGAUCCUUCCUUUGAACAGUUUGAAGCACCGUUGUUCAGCCAGCUAGCAAAAACCUUGGAGCGCAGCGUUCAGACCAAAACAGUGAACAAACAGCUGGAUGAAAACAUUUCAUUAUUUCUUAUUCACUUGUCCCCUUACUUCCUGCUGAAGCCAGCACAGAAGUGUCUGGAGUGGUUGAUUCACAGGUUCCAUAUCCAUCUUUAUAAUCAAGAUAGCCUCAUCGCUUGCAUUCUGCCAUACCACGAGACAAGAAUAUUUGUGCGAGUUAUACAGCUUCUAAAAAUUAAUAAUUCAAAGCACAAAUGGUUCUGGCUGUUGCCAGUUAAGCAAUCUGGAGUGCCCUUAGCUAAAGGAACUUUGGUUACCCACUGCUACAAAGAUCUUGGAUUCAUGGAUUUCAUCUGUAGCCUGGUGACAAAAUCUGUGAAGGUUUUUGCUGAGCAUCCUGGGAGUUCAGCUCAGUUGAGGGUGCUCUUAACUUUCUACGCUUCCACCAUCGUGUCUGCCCUCGUGGCUGCUGAGAACCUAUCCGACAACAUAGUCGCCAAGCUGUUUCCAUACAUUCAAAAGGGGUUGAAAUCAUCUCUACCAGAUUACAGAGCUGCAACGUACAUGAUAAUAUGUCAGAUUUCUGUGAAAGUGACCAUGGAAGAUACCUUCGUUAAUUCACUGGCUUCGCAGAUCAUCAAAACGUUGACCAGAAUUCCCUCUUUGAUUAAGGAUGGAUUGGGCUGCUUGAUAGUGCUCCUGCAGAGACAGAAGCCAGAGAGCUUGGGGAAGAAGCCAUUUCCUCACUUGUGUAAGGUUCCUGAUCUUAUUACACUGCUUCAGGGGAUUUCUGAAACCUACGACAUCAGUCCUCUUCUACGUUACAUGCUUCCCCAUCUGGUUGUCUCCAUCAUUAGUCAUGUUACAGGAGAAGAAACUGAAGAGAUAGAUGGUCAAAUCUACCGGCAACUCUUGGAAGCCAUACUUACAAAUAUAUCCCUCAAGAACAACUUAGACCAUUUGUUGGCGGGCCUUCUUUUUGAAGAGUAUAUUUCAUACAGUUCGCAGGAAGAGAUCGAUUCUAAUAAAAUAUCUUUGCUUAAUGAACAGUUUCUUCCAUUUAUUAGGCUUUUAGAAAGCAGAUAUCCCAAAACAUUAGAUGCUGUGUUAGAGGAACACCUAAAGGAAAUUACAGACCUAAAAAAACAGGAGCUUUUCCACCAAUUUAUCUCUCUUUCUACAAGUGGGGGAAAAUAUCAGUUUUUAGCAGAUUCUGAUACUUCCUUGAUGCUCAGUCUGAAUCAUCCACUUGCUCCUGUAAGACUUCUGGCUGUUAAUCAUCUGAGAAAUAUCAUGGAAACAUCAAAGGAGAAUAUUGAUGAGUCUUUCAUAAAAGAAGCUGUUUUAACCCGAUUAGGUGAUGAUAGUUUAGAUGUUGUUUUGUCAGCUCUACAUGCUUUUGAGAUUUUCAAACAGCACUUUAGUUCAGAAGUGACAGUUUCAAAUCUUCUGAAUCUCUUUCGAAGAGCAGAACUUUCAAAUAAUAGGGAAUGGUUCAAGAUACUUGAGGUAGCAACAGACGUAUUAAUUAAAGAAGAGAUAUUGAGUGAAAAUGACCAGUUGUCAAGUCAGGUGGUGGUGCAUCUGCUGCCAUUUAUGGUCAUUGACAAUGAUGAUAUGGAAUCCGCUGAGAUGAAAAUGGCUGUAUAUUUAUCAAAAUCAGGAAUUUGCUCUCUACACCCUAUAUUAAGAGGCUGGAAAGAAGCUCUUGAAAAUGUGAUUAAAAGCACCAAGCCAGGAGAACUCAUUGGUGUAGCAAAUCAGAAGAUGAUUGAGCUGCUGGCUGGCAAUAUAAAUUCAGGGGGUUCCUCCUCAAUGUUAAAGAUGGUGGAUGAUUUGAUAAGCGUUGCAGAAAAGGAGUCCUUUAGCCUGAAGCAGAAACUGACUUUUCACAUAAUCGUGGCUGUGCUUGUCUCUUGCUGUUCAUCUUUAAAAGAGACUCACUUUCCUUUUGCGACAAGAGUCUUCAGUUUGUUGCAGAAAAAAAUAAAGAAGCUUGAAAGUGUCAUUACUACACUGGACAUCCCCUCGGAAUGGCAUUUUGAGCUGAUGAUGGACAGAGGGACACCGUUGGAGCUGUGGACACAUUACAUAGAACAGCUAAAAACUGUCCAGAGGCUUGCCGUGGAGGACUCAGUUUUACUCGUGUUUGCACUGAAAAACUUUAUUCACGCACUGAAGGCUCCUAAAUCUUUUCCUAAAGGUGACAGGUGGUGGAAUCCUGAGCAGCUGCAGCAAGACAGCCGAGACUACCUGCGCUUGCUCCUCGGGCUCUUUGAGCUGAUCCUCAGCAGUGCUGAUGCUGUACAUUUUCGGGUUCUGAUGAAGCUUUUUAUAAAGGUACAUCUAGAAGAUGUUUUCCAUUUAUUCAAGUUCUUUUCUGUUUUGUGGACCUAUGGGUCCAGCCUUUCAAAUCCACUUAACUGCAGUGUGACAACAGUGCUGCAGACCCAAGCUCUUUAUGUGGGCUGUGCAAUGCUCUCUUCGCAGAAGGCUCAGUAUAAACACCAGCUGGCAUCCACAUCUUCUCCAGUGGUGACUUCUCUGCUCAUUAAUCUGGGAAGCCCCAUAAAAGAAGUACGGCGGGCUGCCAUUCACUGUCUCCAGGCCCUCAGCGGAGUGGCGUCCCAGUUCCAUCUGGUGAUAGAUCACUUGGGUCCUAAAGCAGAGGAGAUCACUUCAGAUGCCACCUAUGUGGUGCAGGAUUUAGCUACUUUAUUUGAGGAACUGCAGAGAGAAAAGAAACUGAAAUCUCAUCAAAAGUUGUCUGAAACUUUGAAAAACCUACUUUAUUGUGUAUAUAGUUGCCCAUCUUAUAUUGCAAAAGAUUUGAUGAAAGUACUUCGGGACGUCAGCAGUGAGAUGGUGCUUUCUCAGCUGCUGCCUAUGAUGGAACAACUAUUAGAAAAGAUCCAGAAGGAGCCCAUAGCUAUCCUGAAAGAUGAGGUCAUUGCUCUGCAUCUCACUCUGGGAAAAUAUAAUGAACAUUCAGCUUCCCUUUUACACAAGGAUCCAAAGAGUCUAGAUGUGUUUAUAAAAGCCGUGCACACAACGAAGGAAAUUUACACAGGAAUGCCAACCACUCAGAUUACAGCUCUCGAAAAGAUUACGAAGCCAUUCUUUGCAGCUAUAUCAGAUGAAAAGGUUCAGCAGAAGCUUUUGUGCAUGUUGUUUGAUUUACUGGUGAACUGUAAAAAUUCAUGCUGUGCUCAGACUGUUAGCAGUGUUUUUAAAGGGAUUUCUGUUAACGCUGAGCAAAUCAGAAUAGAACUGGAGCCACCAGAUAAAACCAAGUCCUUAGGCACGAUUCAGCAAACACGAAGGCAGAAAAUGCAGCAGAAAAAAUCACAAGAUCUAGAAUCUGUUCAGGAAGUUGGAGUUUCUUACUGGCAAAGAGUAACCCUCAUCCUAGAAUUACUGCAGCACAAAAAGAAACUCAGAAGUCCUCAGAUAUUGAUACCGACUCUUUUUAACCUGCUGUCAAGGUGUUUAGAGCCUUUGCCACCGGAGCAGGGAAGUAUGGAAUACACCAAACAGUUAAUUCUUAGUUGUUUGCUUAACAUCUGCCAGAAGCUCUCUCCAGAUGGCAGCAAGAUACCAAAAGAUAUUCUUGAUGAGGAGAAGUUUAACGUGGAGCUGAUAGUCCAGUGCAUCCGAGUUUCCGAGAUGCCUCAGACCCAUCACCAUGCCCUUUUACUUUUGGGUACUGUUGCUGGAAUAUUUCCUGAUAAAGUUCUACACAAUAUCAUGUCUAUUUUUACAUUUAUGGGAGCCAAUGUGAUGCGUCUAGAUGACACCUACAGUUUUCAGGUUAUUAGCAAGACAGUGAAAAUGGUUAUUCCAGCACUUAUUCAGUCGGACAGAGGUGACUCUGUAGAAGUCACGAGAAACGUGGAGGACGUCGUGGUCAAAAUCAUUCACGUGUUUGUGGAUGCACUGCCGCAUGUUCCCGAGCACAGGCGCCUGCCCAUCCUUGCUCAGCUCGUGGAUACACUGGGUGCAGAACGCUUCCUCUGGGUUCUCCUCGUCCUGCUCUUUGAACAGUACGUCACUAAGACAGUGCUGGCGGCUGCCUACGGAGAAAAGGAUGCCAUUUUAGAGGCAGACACUGAAUUUUGGAUUUCAGUCUGUUGUGAAUUCAGUGUACAGCAUCAGAUACAAAGCUUGAUGAAUAUCCUCGAGUACUUACUAAAGCUGCCGGAGGAGAAAGAAGAAACCACUGCCAAAACAGUAUCUAAUAAGAGUGAAUCACAAGAAGAAGUGCUUCAGGUCUUUAACAUAGAGGCUCACACUAGCAAGCAGCUGCGGCAUUUUAAAUAUUUGUCAGUGUCCUUCAUGUCUCAGCUCCUGGCUUCCAAUAAUUUUAUCAGAAAGGUUGUUGAAAGUGGCGGUCCUCAGGUUUUGACAGGCCUUGAACAGAGGUUGCUGGAAACAGUUCUUGGCUACAUCCAUGCCGUAGCCCGGUCCAUGGAGAAAAAUGCUGACAAGCUAACUGGGAAGUUCUGGCGUGCGCUCCUCAGUAAAGCUUAUGACUUGCUGGAUAAGGUCAAUGCCCUGCUGCCCACAGAAACAUUCAUCCCCGUGAUUAGAGGGCUGCUGGAGAACCCACUGCCAUCCGUGCGCCGCAAAGCUUUAGAUCUUUUGAACAACAAGUUGCAGCAGAAAACUUCCUGGAAGAAGAAAAUCGUUUACCACUUCCUCGAACUGGUCCCAGUCCUUGUGGCCAUGGUGAAGCAUAAAAGAAAGACGUUAGAAGAGCAUGCCAUAAACAGACAGACAGCUUUGUACACCUUAAAACUGCUAUGCAAGAAUUUUGGUGCAGAAAAUCCAGAGCCUUUUAUCCCGGUGCUGACCACCGCAGUGAGGUUGAUUGUUGCAGGAACAAAGGAGGAGAAGAAUGUCUUGGGAAGCGCCCUACUGUGCGUGGCUGAGGUGGUCUCCACCCUGCAAGCACUGGCCAUCCCCCAGCUGCCCAGCCUGAUGCCAUCAUUGCUGACGACCAUGAAAAGCACCCGCGAGCUGGUCUCUGGUGAGGUCUACCUGCUCAGUGCCCUGGCGGCCCUGCAGAAGGUUGUUGAGACCCUGCCGCACUUCAUCAGCCCCUACCUGGAAGGAGUCCUGUCACAGGUGAUUCAGCUGGAGAAAAUCACUAGUGAGAUGGGUCCUGCCUCCCAGGCUAAUGUUCGUCUCACAUCUCUUAAAAAGACGCUGGCAACCACCCUCUCACCCCGAGUCUUACUGCCAGCCAUCACCAAGACGUAUAAGCAGAUUGAAAACUGGAAGAAUCACAUGGGCCCGUUUAUGAGCGUCCUUCGAGAGCACGUUGGGGUGAUGAAGAAGGAGGAGCUCGCCUCCCACCAGCCCCAGCUCACCGCCUUCUUCCUGGAGGCCCUGGACUUCCGUGCCCAGCACGCGGAGAGUGAUCUGGAGGAAGUUGGAAGAACGGAAGAUUAUAUCAUCGACUGUCUCGUGGCCAUGGUUGUAAAACUUUCUGAGGUCACAUUCAGACCCCUGUUCUUCAAGCUGUUUGAUUGGGCCAAAACAGAGGAUGCCCCGAAGGACAGGCUGUUGACAUUUUACCACUUGGCAGAUUGCAUUGCUGAAAAGCUGAAAGGGCUUUUUACUCUGUUCGCUGGCCACUUGGUGAAGCCUUUUGCUGACACCUUGAACCAGGUGAACAUCUCUAAAACAGAUGAAGCGUUUUUUGAUUCUGAAAAUGACCCUGAAAAGUGCUGCUUACUGCUGCAGUUUAUUCUGAACUGUUUAUAUAAAAUCUUCCUUUUUGACACCCAGCAUUUUCUCAGUAAAGAGAGAGCAGAAGCCUUGAUGAUGCCCCUGGUGGAUCAGCUGGAAAACAGGCUUGGAGGAGAAGAGAAGUUCCAGGAACGGGUGACCCAGCACCUGAUCCCGUGCCUUGCGCAGUUCUCAGUGGCAGUGGCUGAUGACUCGCUUUGGAAACCACUCAACUACCAGAUUCUGCUGAAGACGAGAGACUCCUCACCCAAGGUUCGAUUUGCUGCUCUGAUUACAGUGUUAGCACUGGCUGAAAAACUGAGAGAGAAUUACAUCGUCUUGUUACCAGAAUCCAUUCCUUUCUUAGCUGAAUUGAUGGAAGAUGAGUGUGAAGAGGUGGAGCAUCAGUGCCAGAAGACUAUCCAGCAGCUGGAGGCUGUGCUGGGGGAGCCACUCCAGGGCUACUUCUAAAACCUCACACUCUGUUGAGAGUUCAGGUUUAUUUUUCCUUUUAUUGCUGGGUGUUUUUAGGACCAUGUUACUUUUGGUGCCUUAACACCUACUUGGACUUCUUCACAAAAUCCCCACCUGGUUUAUGCAGCCAUGUGAGCCUCUCCUGCCGAUUGUAUAGAAUUACAAAAAGAGUAAACAAUACAUGGUAUUUUUAUACAGACUGCUGUGUUUGGCUUAACAUUGACUACAGUCUUUUCUGAUUCUGACUGAUGUUAUUAAUGUUACACCGAUUGAGUUCAGCACCCAAAGCUAACCCUCAUUUAGCCUGUAAAGCCUCAACUCUCCUGGUAAAGGGAUACUUUCUGGACAUGGUGUCCGAGUCAGAGGUUUCACUCGGAGCAGCUCCAAUGCCCAGUAAAUGACAGUUACUCAGCAGGGAUGCUUUUGACUGGAAAGCGGUUUGGAUCCUCACUUCUCAUUGUGGGCAGGUGACACUUCAGCCUUGAUUUUUGUGUUGCGCCCACGGAGGGAAGAAGUUCUGGAAGGCAUUACUGUGACUGUGAUUGUCUCUCUCUCCUUCCUCCUUCAGUCCUUUGGGGGUGGAGGCAAUAAUAGGCUCUUGCUGAGACAACCACACCUGACUGAUCUCACAAGUAGAAAGGCCCAGACACACUAGGUGGUGAGAAGGAUCCCUUCCAGGGUUAGAAAUGUCCACAUUUCUAUCAGUAGUUAACAAGAAUUACUUGUAUGAGAAAGAAAGUAAAUAACAGGCUUUUUGUCAAAGCUUUGAAGUUCUAUAAUCUCUAUGCCGUGCGAUGGUGAAGUUGGAAAGUGAGGGCUCAAAUAAAAUUAAACAAAUCUGCCUUUAUUUAAGGCAUUUUAUUUUAAAAUUUGAGGCAUUUUAAGGACUGUCCCAGAGGUGCCCAAUUUGAAAGCCCUUGAUCUUAUUUAAUGUAGAAGUUUAAAGCAGAAUUGUGACAGAGAAGCAAAAGCUUGAUGAGCAGUUUGGAGACAGAGCUUGUUAGGAAUGCGUAUUUCUGAGUAAUGUCUCAAUAGGAUUCACUAAUAAAAUGCAAAUAACUUCUUUUCAAAAAUAAUCUUAAAAGAUUUUGUAUUUAUCCUAUCAAAAAAUUGGUCUGACUUCUUAGUAUCAUCCAUGUAAAAUGAAAAUGAAAUUAUGUUUAAGACUCAGAGGAAACAAGGUAAGUGGGGCUUUUGUUUUUUCCUAAGAUGGUCUACAGUUUCCACAGUCUGCUGGGCCCUCUGAUGAUCUUCUCUGAAGAUGAAAAAUAACCGUGGGGAAUUCUAGACCCUUCUUGCCUUUUACAACCCUCCCAACAUCCCCUCCUCUACCAAUGGGGAUGGUGGUUUGAGUUUUGUUUUGUUUUUUGUUUUUUUAGUUUGGCAAGACUCAGCAUAAUAAAUUAACAUGAAAAGAAUUGUUUUCUACACUGAGUACUGUUUAAAAGUAAGAUUGGUAACAAUAUUUUUUGCAAUAUGGGGAUACAAAUAAACCUAGCCCAAAACUUAGGAAAAUAUUCCCAAAUCCUGGCAGAAUUCAGCCUAGCACACUUUAAUACGAUAAAAUGAUCUGACUGAGCUUCUGCAAUUUCCUGUAACAAGAUCUGACCUGUAAGAAUUCUACAAAGAACUUCUGCCAACUCACUUCAAAGAAUAAUAGAAAAAAAUCACAGAAAUGCGACAACUUAACUUGCUGAUACAGGUUUGAUUUUAAUCACUUAAAACAGUGUUUUGAUCUCAGUCCCUGAGGACGAUGGACUCGUCUUUAGAAGAGCAGAGGCAGUGCUGGGUCGCAUGCAGUCGACAGCAGCAGGCGUUUACGCUGCUUCUGCUUUGCUGGUCUCAGCUGGUAUAUUUUACCUUCUGAUAGGGCCCGUUUUAUAAAGUCAUUAAAUCUAAUCUUGACAUUGCUGUGUUACCCGCAAACAUUCUACAAAUUAAAUUCAUCCUGCAUCUACCGUAC